Molecule: messenger RNA, 2442 nt
Organism: Rodentolepis nana
Lineage: Eukaryota; Metazoa; Platyhelminthes; Cestoda; Cyclophyllidea; Hymenolepididae
Source: the annotation of a GenBank genome assembly
AUGAUUGAUAGAAAAUCUAAAAAUUCUCAGAAAGGUGUUCUUGAGGCUCCAAAAGCAACGCCAGAGCAGAUUAGAUUUGCUAAGCUUCUUAACAAUUCUAAUUCCGAACAAAUGGUGGAAUUAAAACGUAAAUUAGAGCAGGUUCAAGAAUGUACUAAUUGCUCUCUUGAGACAGCUUAUUCGGCUUUACGUGAUGCCGACAACGAUGUUCAAUGUGCUAUUGAGCUAAUUAUUGAUGGUAAAUGCGCGGACAGUUGGGUGGAUCCAUCCGUAAAGAAAGCAAAAACCAAAAAGCAGAAUGAUAAAAAGUCAAAGGUCGAAAAAGAGAAGGAACAACCUAAAAUCUCUUCAAAUCAAUCAAUUAAUAAUAAUAAGAAGGCUCUUGCAAAUGCUGACGCUCCGAAAAAACCUUUAAAGCAAAAUGGGGCUAAAAAAGGUAGUAGACAGGUCAACCAAGUCAAAAACGGUUCUAGCAAGCCGUCCAACAAACCUCGUACGGAAUUACCUUCAAAUGAUGGGUGGAUCUUAGAAUGUGGUGAGUGGAAAGGGGAAACAAUCGAGAUUGUUAAUUCCUGCGUCGAUAUUCCCAUUAACAUACAAGAGGACACUGAGCUUCUGAGACUCGUUACCACUCAGGACGUUGAACCACCUGCAGAGGAAGAAGUGAAAGAAAAAGAGGUCGAAGGGGUUAUAGAGAGUUUUGAGGACCCUCCAAAGCAAAUUGAUGAGAAGCAGGUUGUACAAGAAGAACCAACUUCAGAGGAGAUAGAUGCGGCGCAACUCGUAAAAGCAAAACUUUUCUCUCCCUAUGCUCAAAGUGCCACUCCUCAGUCUUCUGCACAUUCUAACAUACCUGUUUUCUUCGCUCCCGGUUCUACAGAAUUUCCCUUGCGCGAUGAAAAUUCCUCUAUUCAGUUUUUAACUAAUUAUGUUCAAAUUCCUUCUCCAAACUUCAAUGCUAACGUUUUUGCUGGUCUGGAUUUAAGCAAGAUAAAACAGGCAGCUCCUCUUACCCAGCAAAUGCCUGCACGAAUUGAAUCGUUCCAAGAGGCCUUUACUGCAACCAUUCCACCUCAGGUCACUCCGGUUGCUCCAAUUAUUCAGUCUGAUCAAGCCUUUAAUUCUGGUUCAUUGCAACAUCCAAAUAUUGCCUCCGCCUCUGUACAGAAGGAAUCUUUCUCCAAAAUUCAGGAAAAUCAGGCACAGGGAACUCAUCCUCACCAAUCUCAAGCUGUAAAUAAUUUUGACAACCCGUAUAAUUGUAAUCUUCUUGAAUUGUCACAAAAUAUGAAGAAUGUUAAUCUCCAGGAUAUGCAGUUGGGGAAGAGUGAUGCUUUUACUCAGUCGUCUUCAAGUCAAUCGGAUAACAUGCCCACGGUGACUUAUCAGUUCCCUGUGUCCAAGUCCUCUGUUGGUGGGAUGUCUCAACAAGGGCAACAGAUAAAACCAAUCUCUAUUAUUCCUCCAAGCACCGGUCCUCAGCAAACACAACAAUCUAUGCCGCCCACUCAAACAGCACCCCUUCCUCCUACUUUACUGCAUUUUCCGCAGAUAAUGAGUCAUUUACAACAAAACAUGCCAUUUUUCAGCUUCCAUCAGCCCCCGGCUACCACAACUCCUCCAAUGAUUGAUUACGAAUCUAUGCAGGCAAUGAAUCAAUCAAGAAUAGUCUUUGAGAUGCAGAACCAUGCCUCUGCUCCCGCUCAAACCGUUACUAAUGACAGCAGUAAUAGUAACGUGUCAAAUGCUUCUGAUGUGAUGCCGUCAAAUAAACCGACAAAUAUGCCUCAACCCCCUCAACCGCCUAUUCACCCAGUAAACACGACAAAUUCUGGUUUCUUCUUGCCCUAUAAUUUGAAUAACGGAAUGGUAUUCAUGAACAGUUAUCCCAACACUUUCAUGGGUCAGCAGCAGCAACAGGCUGCAGUAACACAACAGAGUCAAAACACAUCUACAGGACCUCAUGGUGCAUCUCCUCUCUCACAUGCUGGAAAUAACCAGUUUGCCAAACCCAUGUCUGCUCCUACUAAUUUCCCUCCCUACCAAAAUAUGAGGCAGGCAAACUUUGAAGAGAUGAAUGACAUGUUCUAUUCGAGUUUGCCGAAACAAAUGAACUUCAAACAGGGAUACUACAAUGGCCCAAAGCCUGAUAUGGGAAAUAAACUUCCACAGCAAGCUGGCGGUAUGUCACCAAAUCAACAAGGAGGACCUAACUCUCAGCUGCAACAGCAACAGAGUAGUUCUAAUCAAAUACAAGCACAAAAUCUUUAUUCUCAGCAGAAUCAGGGACAGUUACCGUUUUAUCAAACACCAGCUUUUGUUGCUGCUGCUGCGGUUGCAGCUCAAAAUCAGCAGCCUAAUCAGGCGAAUCAAUCUACUGCGGGUGUUGGUGGACAAGGACCUGGUGGUAUGGUGCCUUUACACGGCCGACCAACACAUUGA